This is a messenger RNA of Striga hermonthica, 388 nucleotides long. The record is from the annotation of a GenBank genome assembly. NCBI's taxonomy places the organism in Eukaryota, Viridiplantae, Streptophyta, Magnoliopsida, Lamiales, Orobanchaceae.
GUUCUUAUGCGACUUGAAGCAGGGUGUAACAAAUAAAGCUCAUCCAGAAGGAUCAAUUGCAGAAGCCUACAUUGCAAAAGAGUCUUUAACUUUUUGCUCCAUGUAUUUGAAGGGAAUUGAGACUAGAUUUAAUCGAGAUGACAGAAAUUGUGAUAUAACUACUGAUGAUAGUCUUUCAAUCUUCUCUGAAAAAUGUCGCCACUUUGGAGCGACAAAACUUGUUGAAUUAUCAGAAGAAGAAUAUAACACGCUGCAGUGGUUCGUCUUUCAGAAUUGUGAAGAGGUUCAACCUUUUUUGGAGAAGCACAAGCAGGAUCUAACAUUGGUUGGAUGUGAAAACAUAAAUCAAGAACAUAAAGAGCAAUUUCCUGCAUGGUUCAAACACCAU